Microthlaspi erraticum is the source of this 1512-nucleotide messenger RNA. The record is from the annotation of a GenBank genome assembly. NCBI's taxonomy places the organism in Eukaryota, Viridiplantae, Streptophyta, Magnoliopsida, Brassicales, Brassicaceae.
AUGUCAAUCUUCCUCUGUUUCAUCUUUCUCUUACCACUUUUCUCAAUCUUCUUGAAAACUCUCAAACCUUCCAAAAAAUGGAAGAUUCCUCCAGGACCAAAGACGCUUCCGAUCAUCGGAAACUUACAAGACAUCCAAGGAAUGCUUCACUUAUGCCUCCGUAAUCUCUCCCAAAAACACGGACCAGUGAUGCUUCUCCGGUUCGGGUUCGUCCCCAUGGUUGUGAUCACAUCGAAAGAAGCAGCCGAGGAAGUCCUCAAGACAGAAGAUCUCGAGUGUUGCAGCCGACCAGAGACAGUUUCCGGCAGAACUGUCUCUUACAACUUCAAGUCCAUCGGAUUCGCACCUUACGGCGAAGAAUGGAGAGCGAUGCGGAAACUCUCGGUGGUCGAGCUCUUCAGCAUGAAAAAGAUUCAAUCUUUUAGGUAUAUCAGAGAGGAAGAGAAUGACUUGUUGGUCAAGAAACUCUCCGAACAUUCUUCCACACAACGAUCUCCAGUGAAUCUGAAGAAGACCCUUUUCACAUUAGUCGCGAGCAUCGUGUGUAGGGUCGGGUUCGGGAUAAAUCUCCACGAGUGCGAGUUCAUCGACGAGCACAGUAUCGAAGAGCUUGUUCAAAAGUCUGAGUUGGUUCUUGCGAGCUCUGCUUUCUCUGAUUUCUUCCCUGGUGGAAUCGGUUGGCUCGUUGACCGGAUCUCGGGACAGAACAAGAGACUGAACAAUGUUUUCUCCGAGCUCGACACUUUCUUCCAAAACAUCAUCGAUGAUCAUCUAAGACCUGAAAGAAUAAAACUUGAGGAUCCAGAUGUAGUUGAUGUGAUGAUCGAUAUGAUGAAGAAGCAAGAGAGAGAUGGAGACUCUUUCAAGCUCACUACAGAUCAUCUCAAAGGAGUUAUCUCGGACGUAUUUCUUGCAGGAGUGAACACAAGCGCCAUGACCUUGAUAUGGGGAAUGACUGAGAUGAUCAGAAACCCUAGAGUGAUGAAGAAAGUGCAAGACGAGAUUAGGGCAACGCUUGGGGACAAGAAGGAGAGAGUUACAGAAGAAGAUCUCAGCAAGCUUCACUACUUUAAGCUCAUGGUGAAAGAAUUGUUCAGGUUACAUCCAGCAGCUCCACUUUUGCUUCCAAGAGAGACGAUGUCUGACAUCAAGAUCCAAGGCUAUGAUGUUCCCGCCAAAACGCAGAUCAUGAUCAACGUUUACUCGAUCGCAAGAGAUCCAAAUAUAUGGACAAACCCUGAUGAGUUUAACCCUGAUAGGUUUCUUGAGAGUUCUAUAGAUUACAGGGGACUUAACUUUGAGCUGUUACCGUUUGGUUCUGGCAGAAGAAUCUGUCCGGGGAUGUCGAUGGGGAUCGCCACCGUGGAAUUGGGUUUGUUGAACUUGCUCUACUUCUUUGAUUGGGGUUUGCCUGAAGGGAAGACUGUGAAGGACAUUGAUAUGGAAGAAGCUGGUGCUAUCGUCAUCGGCAAGAAAGCUACUCUUGAGCUUGUUCCACUUCUUCAUUACUGA